GCCAAAUUACACUCCACGCUUAGCGUCGCCCGCUGUAGCCAAUCAAACCAGCGCCCAGAUCGACGACCCACGCACCCAAACGCGUUGGCCUGCUGCCCGCCAACAACACCACCAAGUAGCACCAGAAAGCACAGCUUCUCUCUUUCUUUCCUUCUUUUUUUCUUUUUCUUUUUAUUGCUGCUGAUUUCUCUCCAGCAACGGCUUUCUUGAUUCUAUUAUCCUUUUAAUAGAAUCUUGCUUCCAUCACAGCAUUCCAGGGAACUCCCGUGCUUUUUACAUCGCCGGCAAUCAAGCCCCGAGUCGUCCCAUCAGGGGGACAAACAAAACACCAACCAUGUCCGGUAGAUACUCUCUUCGGCAGACGCCCAAGAAAAAGGAACAGUACGACGGCAUGGUCGAAACACCCGCCACACGCAAGUCCCGUCGCCAGUCCUCCAUGCCCGCCGACAUCCCCGAGGACGAAGACGAUGCGCUCGAGAAGAUCACCCGCAAGCGCUCCGUCCGCCGCCGAACCCUCAAGUCUCUCGAGCCCGAGGACGACGUCGAGAUCAAGAAGGAGGACGACGACGAGGACACCAAGCCUAUCUCGUCAGCCAAGAAGCCUGCCAAUGGCGGCCGCAAGGUGUCUGCGCGCAAGGCGUCUGGCGCCUCGACUAAGAAGGCUGCCAAGGACGACGCGGAUGCCCACAUUGUCGACGGCUGGCGCCCCGGCCAGGACCACCGCAUCGACUACUCGGGCGAGUUUGAGUUUGGUGGCUCCGUCGGCACCCUCUUCAUGAUGCUCUUCUUCCCCAUCCUCAUGUGGUACAUGUGGGUGGGCGCCACCUACUACGACGGCAAGUUCCCGUCGCGCGAGGCCGGCCAGUCCUGGGCCGACUUUGGCGCACACCUCGUCAACCUCGUCUACACCGGUGCGUUCCCCCACGCAAAGGCCUGGCUCUGGUACUGGAGCUACCUCAUCUUCGAGGGCGCCUGCUACUGCCUCCUCCCCGGCGUCAAGGGCUACGGAAAGCCUCUGCCCUUCCAGAACAACGAGCAGCUGGAGUACUUUUGCAACGCCUACACCAGCUUGUACACCACUUUGGCUGUCCUUGCAGGCCUGCACUUCUCUGGCGUCUGGCCCAUCUACAACGCCAUUGACGAGUUUGGUCCUCUCUUGUCUGUCGCCAUUCUGAGCGGCUUCAUUGUCUCUUUUGUCGCCUACUUCUCUGCUCUCUACCGCGGCAAGCAGCACCGCAUGACCGGCUACCCCAUCUACGACUUCUUCAUGGGCGCAGAGCUUAAUCCCCGCAUGUUUGGCAUCCUCGACUUCAAGAUGUUCUUCGAGGUCCGCCUGCCCUGGUACAUCCUGCUCAUUCUGUCCCUCGGUGCCGCGGCCCGCCAGUACGAGACCUACGGCUACGUCUCGGGCGAAGUCAUGUUCCUCGUCAUGGCCCACUACCUCUACGCCAACGCCUGCUCCAAGGGUGAGGAGCUCAUCAUCACCACCUGGGACAUGUACUACGAGAAAUGGGGUUUCAUGCUCAUCUUCUGGAACCUUGCCGGUGUUCCUCUGUCCUACUGCCACUGCACCAUCUACCUCGCCAACCACGACCCUGCUGAGUACCGCUGGAACCGCUGGGCUCUCUUUGCCAUGUACGCCGCCUACCUCUUCUGGUACUGGGUCUGGGACAGCUGCAACAGCCAAAAGAACCGCUUCCGCGCCAUGGAGCGUGGCAAGGUUGUCUGGCGCAAGACCUUCCCCCAGGUCCCCUGGCAGACGGUCCAGAACCCCAAGACCAUUGUUUGCCCUCAGGGGACCAUCCUCGUCGACGGUUGGUACGGCCUUGCCCGCAAGAUUCACUACACUGCCGAUACCUGGUUUGCUAUUUCUUGGGGCCUCAUCACCGGCUUCAACAGCCCCUUCCCCUGGUUCUACCCUCUCUUCUUUACCUGCAUGAUUGCCCACCGUGCUUCCCGUGACAUUCACCGUUGCCGCACAAAGUACGGUGAUGCUUGGCUGGAGUACGAGCGCCGCGUGCCGUACCUCUUCAUUCCCUACGUCAUCUAAACAUACGGUGUGAUCAACCAACGAUGGCAUCUUUUGGGUGAUGCUCGCGCAAUUGCCGCCUUCUUCAUUGGCCUCUUCUUUUGUCCAUAUUGCUACAUCUUGCCUACAAAGGCAGCUCGCUUUGUAUGGUCACGACGUCUCUGCCGUCAUUCCCGCAGCAAGCAGCUAGUGCUAGUGCAAGAUCUUCUACCUUUUAAUUCAAUUUGGUUAAUGGUUCUUCUACUAAACUUGUCACAUUUAUAUCCACGUGCCGUCUGACGACGUUUUUUUCAAAAUGAUAAAGUGCAUUCCUGCCCUAAGUAGAUUCCUUUACAACCUGUCUAAAACGAGAACAAUCAACCCCUUCGCGGCAGCCAAACAAAGUCUCGUCGCUAGUAUACAUAUACAACGAUCCUCUCCCGUCUCAGUUUACAACCUGAGAUGAACAUAUCCGCAGCUUACGCAAUGCAGUCCAAACUUGUGGGAAUAGCUUGCCGUGCACCCGGAGAGGAAAAAAAGUACAACGCAGGCACACAGCGUAACCCCCCACCAGUAGCCGUAACCAUUAUUCGAUCAAUUGACCCAAGACCAACAGACAUUUAUACUCUUCCUGUUUUGUCAAAAGUAAAACUGAUCAAGCCAUGUCCAUUUUUCGUAUCUUGGUUUGUUUAUUAGCAGUUAAACGCGUCGGCCUUGGAGUUCAUCAACAGGGCGACAAUGAGACCGUAGAGACCUGCCAAACGAUUAGUCCACAAAUUUCCUGGCAAACCAGAAUGGACAUGGAAAACUUACCCAAGACUUCGGCGAAAAUGAGAAUCAAAAUCAUACCAACAAAGAGACGGGGCUGUUGGGCGCUGCCACGGACACCGGCAUCACCAACGAUACCGAUAGCGAAACCAGCAGCAAGACCAGCAAGACCGACGGAAAGACCAGCACCGAACUGAAUGAAACCAGUGUAGAGAGCCAUCUCCUGCUUGAGGCCGUCGGAGAUGAGGACAGAAACGACGAGACCGUAGAUACCAAUGAUACCAGCCAUAAUAACGGGGACAAUGUCUGUGGUAUGGGUUAGUUUUGGAUGCGCAGAUCACACAGGCCAUUGUAAAUAAAGGGUUCGCGUACUCUUGACGAUGAGAUCAGGGCGGAGGACACCCAUGGCGGCGAUACCAACACCAGACUUGGCGGUACCGUAGGCGGCACCAAGGCAGGUGAAGACAAUGGCGCAAGUGCAGCCCAUGACACCAAAGAAUGGCUAUAUUUCAGUUAGUACGUGUCAUUCAAAAGCUUCGACAGCGGAAAUAUUGAUGCAAUGGGCGGUAAGGCAUCGUUGUUUGCUAAUCGCUCGGUCGCAUCGGGAUCGCUAGGAGGAGAUUGUACUAACCGCAUAGACGGGGCUAAAGAACCGAUUGUGUUAGCGUGUGCUGCUGUUAAAUAUUGAAGAUUGCCCUUGAGACAAGAAACACGGUAUCCAGAAUGCUUGAGAGAGCUUCAUCGCAGGCGUCGAAGCUCACAAAGGUAGAUGACGUUUCUCGAGGGGGCCGCGAGGGUUGCGACUUACCAGAGUUCCGUGACAGGCAUUUUGGACGAUGUGGAAGCUUAAAACUAAAAGAAAGCAAAAGUAGUGAUCGGGAAGAUGCUUUUAGACGAGAAUUCGAGAUGGCAACGGUCGCGGGCGGCUGGUGCGUGUCGAGUUGGCGUCGAUGAUGAUGGAGUGGUGUGGAGGUUUGAGAAGCUGAGGUGUCGUUCCCUGGCGACGGAGAAACUGGUCGGCGCUGUUUUGGG
Messenger RNA from [Torrubiella] hemipterigena, 3808 nucleotides. The record is from the annotation of a GenBank genome assembly. NCBI's taxonomy places the organism in Eukaryota, Fungi, Ascomycota, Sordariomycetes, Hypocreales, Clavicipitaceae.